Messenger RNA from Gigantopelta aegis, 984 nucleotides. Its product is annotated as serine protease 30-like. Gene Ontology annotation, molecular function: serine-type endopeptidase activity. Gene Ontology annotation, biological process: proteolysis. Bases 241 to 711 code for a protein of 156 amino acids. The transcript has 3 exons. Lineage: Eukaryota; Metazoa; Mollusca; Gastropoda; Neomphalida; Peltospiridae. The record is from RefSeq and is a predicted model, not a curated record.
UAACUUAUAAACCAUCUGCGUAUCUAUGUCCUAUUUUAAGUGUAAACAAUGAUAGCUUCCUGACAUAAAAUAUCCCGACUGCAGUAUAAUUCCACUGCAGCAGAAAUACUGGGCGUUGAUUAUAUUAUUUGUUUAAUUUGAUCAUUAGUGUUAGGAUUUUACCCGUAGAAUGAACAUCAUGAGUGCGUACCUUAUAUUGUUGUAUAUAACGCGCGGUGGAACAUAUAAGAAUUAUAUAUUAUGAAUUAUUUUCUUUCAGAUGACAUUGCUGUGAUCCGAUUACAAGAGCCUGUAACCUACACAGACUGUCUCCGGCCUAUCUGCCUGGCGAGGAGACCUGUUGAUGUUCUCGUAGACACCAUGUGCCUGGCUUCUGAAUGGGGUCUAGUUCCAACAGGGCAAGUCAACAUCUACAAGCUUCCAAACAAUUUGCAAAAGGUGAAAGUUCCGAUCGUGGACAAAGCCAAGUGUACUCGAACGUACAACAGCUUUAUUGAUCAGAAUAAAAUAUGUGCCGGGUGGCCACAUAACGGGAAAGGAGCCUGCAAGGGUGACUCUGGCGGUCCUCUUGCUUGCGUCAUUGAAAAACGAUGGGUCAUGGUUGGCUGCGCGUCGUUCGGGAGUGGCUCUUGUCCUGUCCCAGAUAAACCCAUAGUUUACAGCUAUCUACCUAACUACUACGACUGGAUCGACAAAGUUCGGAAAAGUUAAACAGUUUAUUUCCGAUGCUUUUACGGAAAUUCACGAACGUUUCAAGCGAGAUAUAUUAACAGAGUUCUUUAAAAAUAUGUUUGUUAAAACUACAAAAUGAAUCUUGUGCUCGUUUUAAAACCCAUCAUUUAUUCUGCCCUGAUGAUAAAGUAAUGAAUAUCUUCAAUAGUUUAACGUGUUCUUUAAAUAACGUUAUUUUAAUAAACAGUAUUUAUUGUAAAACAAUGGUAUGUAAUAAAGAUAUUACCUCCACCCUGUGUUGUUUUGGUUCUG